AUGUUAGACUUAAAAUUCGAAAUUGUAUCAUCUCGCACCGUUGAAGGUGUCGAGAAAGAAAAGAAGUUUGUGGCGUACAUGGUGCAAGCUCGACAGUCACGAAUCUUUGAUCCUGAGCCCGCCAAUGUGGAAAGGCGGUAUACGCAUUUUUUGGAUCUCUACAAUGGUCUUAAGAAAGAGUAUCCAUCUCUAUUGAACAAUGUCUCUUUCCCUAGAAAGAUUGUGGUGGGAAAUUUUGACCCUACAUUAAUUUCAUCUCGAUGUGCAGGGUUUGAGUGUCUGUUAAAUUUAAUUGCUAAUGAGUCACGACUGAGGGACUCUGUGGCAGCUAUCACUUUCUUCCAAGACGUAGAAUUAAAGGAAGCCAGACGCCUUAUUGUUGAAGAGAAAUAUGAUCAAGCUUUAUCAGUAUUAGAAACAAGUUUUAAGUUAUUAAGUAAGGUAUACACAGAUAGGUCUAGAGUAGUUUUAGGUGUACUCUGUCGUAUAGUGGCCUGUGCUGCUUCUAGUGGUGGGGCUUUAGCUGGACCAGUUGAAAGGUGGGCCCAGCUCGCUUUGAGAAGAUAUGAAGCUGUCAGUGACUCGGACUUGUUGCUUAUAUACAUUCCGUUAUUGCAUACUUGUAUAUCUAUAUGGGAAACAUUGGGCCGUGAUAAAUCCAAACUAGUUGAAGAGUUAAAUAAUCUAAGAAAACGAGGAAUGAAAGUUGAUUCGGUUCCAAGUCUCACUGAAGCUAUUGACAAUUUAGAUACUGCUGUAUAG
Molecule: messenger RNA, 762 nt
Organism: Leptosia nina
Lineage: Eukaryota; Metazoa; Arthropoda; Insecta; Lepidoptera; Pieridae
Source: the annotation of a GenBank genome assembly